Phacochoerus africanus (Common warthog) is the source of this 2711-nucleotide messenger RNA. RefSeq names its product Wnt family member 3A (gene WNT3A). Gene Ontology annotation, cellular component: extracellular region. Gene Ontology annotation, molecular function: frizzled binding; cytokine activity. Gene Ontology annotation, biological process: cell fate commitment; canonical Wnt signaling pathway; neuron differentiation. NCBI's taxonomy places the organism in Eukaryota, Metazoa, Chordata, Mammalia, Artiodactyla, Suidae. The transcript has 4 exons. The record is from RefSeq and is a predicted model, not a curated record. The coding region runs from base 132 to 1190 and encodes 352 amino acids.
GCGCACACCCGCGUACCCCGCGGCCGCAGGAGGGCCCAGCGCUGCUGCCCGCGAGCUCCCAGGGGCCCACCUGCCCCGGCGCCCGCGCUCUCGGGGCGGACUCCUGGCCCUCUGAGACCUCCAGCCCGGCGAUGGCCCCUCUUGGAUAUUUCAUAUUCCUCUACGGCCUGAAGCAAGCUCUGGGCAGCUACCCGAUCUGGUGGUCCCUGGCUGUUGGGCCCCAGUACUCAUCCCUGGGGACACAGCCCAUCCUCUGCGCCAGCAUCCCAGGCCUGGUACCCAAGCAGCUGCGUUUCUGCCGGAACUAUGUGGAGAUCAUGCCCAGCGUGGCAGAGGGCAUCAAGAUCAGCAUCCAAGAGUGCCAACACCAGUUCCGUGGCCGCCGGUGGAAUUGCACCACUAUCAACAACAGCCUGGCCAUCUUUGGCCCCGUGCUGGACAAAGCCACCCGGGAGUCUGCCUUCGUGCACGCUAUCGCCUCCGCUGGAGUUGCCUUCGCUGUGACUCGCUCGUGUGCGGAGGGCUCCGCUGCCAUCUGCGGCUGCAGCAGCCGUCACCAGGGCUCUCCCGGUGAGGGCUGGAAGUGGGGCGGGUGCAGCGAGGACAUUGAGUUCGGCGGGAUGGUGUCUCGGGAAUUCGCAGAUGCGCGGGAGAACCGGCCAGACGCUCGCUCCGCAAUGAACCGUCACAACAAUGAGGCUGGGCGCCAGGCCAUCGCCAGCCACAUGCACCUCAAGUGCAAGUGCCAUGGGCUGUCAGGCAGCUGUGAGGUGAAGACCUGCUGGUGGUCGCAGCCUGACUUCCGUGCCAUUGGCGACUUCCUCAAGGACAAGUACGACAGCGCCUCUGAGAUGGUGGUGGAGAAGCACCGCGAGUCACGUGGCUGGGUGGAGACCCUGCGGCCACGCUACACCUACUUUAAGGUGCCCACAGAGCGCGACCUGGUCUACUAUGAGGCCUCACCCAACUUCUGUGAGCCCAACCCCGAGACGGGAUCCUUCGGUACACGUGACCGCACCUGCAACGUGAGCUCACAUGGCAUUGAUGGCUGUGACCUGCUGUGCUGCGGCCGAGGCCACAACGCACGCACUGAGAGGCGGAGGGAGAAGUGCCACUGUGUCUUCCACUGGUGCUGUUACGUGAGCUGCCAGGAGUGCACGCGCAUCUACGACGUGCACACCUGCAAGUAGGAGGCACCACACCCGGCACCAGUGGAGUGGGGCUCCUCCCAGCGUGGGGCAGUGUCCUCACUGGGGCCAGGGCUAUAGGUGGAGCUCCUGAAGGGAGGUGGGGCCUCUGUGAUAGGUCAGGCAUGAGGCUCCUGAUCUUGCUGGAGUUCUUCCUGACAGGUGCACGGCCCCUCUUUGGGGUGAAGCUCCAGGAAUGGGGCUCCUGGAGGAUAGCAGUGUCCUCUCUGGGGACUGGACUCCAGGGGGUGGGGAUUUAGCCUGCCAUUACCGUCCUCCAAAGAUCACAUGGUUCCAUACACUGGACAUUGUGUAGAGCAGUUAUCUCCUGGCAGGACCAGCUGUGGAGAAUGUGUGGUGGGGGUGGGGGUGGGGCAUACUGUCCCUUACCCCUUCCACUGAGGUCUGGGGCACACCUUCCAAUGAUUCAGGUACCUGGAGGCCUGCAGCACUCCUCCUUCAACCUGAUACCUGCCAAUCCUCCCUACCAGGAACCCUACUGGGGAAAGCCUUUGCCCUACAAAGCCCCAAGAACCACCUGGAGUUGGGUGAAGGAGAGGGGGCCUGGUGGCCGUAGUCUGAGGGCAUAGCUCUGUCCUGGCUGCCCUGUGCUGGGCCUCAGACACCUCUGCCCUCUCCCAGUGGCUCUUCCAGGUUCCAGAAAAGUGCCAGUCUGGGUGGUCAGCCCUCUACUUUGCAGCUGAUAGAAAUCGUGCAUCUGGCUCUCCCUUCUCCCUGUCUUCACAUAUUCCUACUUGCACUCCACCCCACCCACGGUAGAGGAGCAGAGCCUCCUUUUCCAGCCCUGCUGUCGCCUCCCUCCUGGCCUCAGCACCUCGCUCCCCCUCUGUCAUUGACAGCCCCUUGUAAGGGAAAGACAAGCAAGGGGCCCAGACGCCAAGGCUGCCCAGAGCUGACACUGACUGACUCCUGUCCAGGCCCUACUCAGCUUCAUAGCCUGCCUUGGAGGCUCACUUUGCGUUGGGUUGGGUUGGGUUGGGUUAAAUUGUUUGGGAGAUUUGAAUAGGGGAUGAGCCCACACUGUUGCUGCAGAGGACCCAUAUCCCCAAGAGGAGUGGUCUCUGCCCCAACCCCUCAUGGCCAGGAUUGACCCCACAGGUCCUGCCGCUGUGGCAAUGGUGCACCAGACCUGCCUGCCAGUGGUCAUUGUCAUGGAGCCUGUGGUUGGCUGCUUAGCUGCUUGGCCCUCCUCACAUCUGACUCAUCCAUCCAGUCUGAGAAUGAACAUGAAUGAGGCUGAUGGACCCUUCAGCCAGUUCCCAAAGGGACUUCCAGCCAGACUUCUCCUCUCUCAGCCUGUGCCACUGUGAAAUGUUGCCCGGCGCCCUGGCCCCAGGGGCCCACCCUCCAGGCAGGGGGAAAAGACACAGUGUGUGUGGAAGGAGGGUGGGGGGAACAACCUGCAUGCCCUACUAGGGACAUGACCUUUCUCUGCCUUGAAUUUUGCAUCUUUCAUUUUAUUUUUAUUUCUGAUGCUGCUAUAUCCACCAUACACAGAAGCUA